Molecule: messenger RNA, 717 nt
Organism: Dromiciops gliroides (monito del monte)
Lineage: Eukaryota; Metazoa; Chordata; Mammalia; Microbiotheria; Microbiotheriidae
Gene: HPGDS
Product: hematopoietic prostaglandin D synthase
Exons: 6
Coding region: 61-660 (199 amino acids)
Biological process (GO): glutathione metabolic process
Molecular function (GO): glutathione transferase activity
Source: RefSeq, a predicted model, not a curated record
AUAGUGUCUAAAGUGCAGUAGACUACAAUCUAGAAGGAAGACACAACAAAAAAUUGUACCAUGCCACACUACAAACUCAUUUAUUUUAACAUGAGAGGGAGAGCAGAAAUUAUUCGCUACCUUUUUGCCUACUUAGACAUACAGUAUGAGGACCAUCGGAUAAGUCUAGUGGACUGGCCUACAGUCAAGCAAACUGUUCCGUUUGGCAAAAUUCCAAUUUUAGAAGUUGAUGGAGUUCCCCUUCACCAAAGUCUUGCCAUAGGAAGGUUUUUGGCCAGAGAAGCAGGUCUGGCGGGGAAGACAGAGCUGGAGCAAUGUCAAGUUGAUGCCAUCAUAGAUACGUUGGAUGACUUCAUGUCAAGGUUUCCUUGGACGGAGAAGCAGCAAGAUAUCAAAGAUCAGGUAUUUAACGAGUUGCUCACAAAUGAUGCUCCUGGUUUACUACAAGAUUUAGACCUUUAUUUAGGGAACAAAGACUGGUUUGUUGGAAACUCUGUAACCUGGGCUGAUUUCUACUGGGACAUUUGCAGUACCACACUUUUGGUCCUUAAACAUGACCUCUUGGACAAGCAUCCUAAACUGGUAGCCUUACGAAAAAAAGUUCAAAGCAUUCCAGUGAUUGCUGAGUGGAUAAAACAGAGGCCAGAAACUAGAAUGUAGACCAGUGACUGGUCUGGGGUUAUUCUUUUCCCCCCGACUUGAACCAUGUAAAAUCAU